AUGGCUUCGUCAACCACUUAUCCUCCAUCUUCGUCCACAACGAAUAUACCUCCCACAGACCUGGUAGAUUCGACUAAUCACCCCAACGACAAUCAAAUCACUGAAAUCGAUCCGAUGGAUCCUUCACCGAUAUCUACAUCACCUACUGCUAAUCCGGAAGAUGAGGUAAAUCCUCAUCACAAAUCGAUACGUAAAAGAGAUUUUGGGUUUUUACCUAUACCGAAGAAUAGACGACAUGAUCCGUAUAAGAAGGUGGAUGAGGAAUUUGGUUUUACUUGGAAAAUGAAUGCAGUGUUUGCCCUUGCUGCUACAGUAUCAGUGAUGAACCUGUACUACAUACAACCUAUGCUGGUAGCUAUUGCCGACGAUUUCAACGUAUCUCAUUCUCGAAUAUCAUCGAUACCGACCCUUGUACAAGGUGGAUAUGGCGUUGGUAUUGUUCUAGUAUCACCUUUGGGAGAUCUAGUCCGACGUAGACAGCUCGUCUUGCUCUUGAUUACUCUCACGACAUUCUUAUCUAUCGCAUUAGCGUUGGCGCCAAACGUAGCUACGUUAGAAGGAGUAUCGUUCAUUGUUGGAAUAUUAACCGUUACUCCUCAAAUUUGCAUACCUUGGACAGCAGAUUUAGCUCCUUCAAAUAAAAGAGCAACAGCAAUGAGUAUAACUUUGUCUGGUCUGAUAUUCGGUUUAGUCCUAGGCAGGGUUUUAGGUGGUAUUAUAAGUAAUUUCGCAAGCUGGAGAGAUACCUAUUGGUUGGCUGUGGGUCUGCAAGGAUUCAUGACCGGAGUCUUAUACCUUACUUUGCCAGAUACGCCAGAUAAGAAUAUUGGUCUAUCGUAUUUUGGCGUGCUGUGGUCAAUGGUCAAAUUUUUCACAAUGUAUCCUACACUGGUUCAAGCAUGUUUAUGCUCGAUGCUCACGAGUGCUGUUUUCGCUGGAUUCUGGACAACUUUGACUUUUGUUCUCAGCGCAUCACCAUAUCACUAUAAUUCAUUCGAAAUCGGAUUAUUCGGUCUGUUGGGCAUUAUAGGAGCUCUAUUAGCUCCUCAAUGGGGUAGAUUGAUCGAUCGAGUUCAUCCAUAUCUAGGACAAUUAACUGGCAUUUCAAUCAAUUUGGUAUCGAUGAUAGUGGCAUUGGUAGGAGCGAAUAAGAAUAUCGCAGCGGUAUGUAUCGCAAUAAUAUUUUACGAUAUGGGUCAGCAAUUGUCCCAAGUUUCCGCAAGUUAUAGAAUCGCUGGAUUGGAUCCUAAAGCAAGAGCUAGAUUGAACGGGUGUAGUUUAUUAGCUGUUUUCAUCGGUCAAACGGGAGGAACAGCAGUCCUCACCCAUAUCUAUAACCAUUACGGCUGGACGCCUACGGGCGCAACGGCAGUCGCAUUUGUCGGAACUGCAAUUAUAAUAUUAUUGAUUAGGGGUCCUCAUGAAGUCGGUUGGGUAGGAUGGCAUGGUGGUGGACAAAUCUUACGAAAAGAGAAAAUAACAGAUUUGAGUCCUGAAGCGGUCACUGAGAAAAUGAGAGUCAAAAAGGUCAAAGAAGAUAAAGUCGCUUUACCAGUGGAUCAAGGUGCAACCCAAGAGGUGUAA
This is a messenger RNA of Kwoniella shivajii, 1584 nucleotides long. RefSeq lists its product as uncharacterized. The transcript has 8 exons. Lineage: Eukaryota; Fungi; Basidiomycota; Tremellomycetes; Tremellales; Cryptococcaceae. Gene Ontology annotation, molecular function: transmembrane transporter activity. The record is from RefSeq and is a predicted model, not a curated record. Gene Ontology annotation, biological process: transmembrane transport. Bases 1 to 1584 code for a protein of 527 amino acids.